Messenger RNA from Styela clava, 1971 nucleotides. Lineage: Eukaryota; Metazoa; Chordata; Ascidiacea; Stolidobranchia; Styelidae. The record is from RefSeq and is a predicted model, not a curated record.
AUAUCGCUUUGAAGCGAACGAUUUGUGCUUCAUCAAUAUUCUAUUGAAAAUAAAGCAGAAAUGUGACGAAGAAUAAAUACCGGUGCAUAGCCGGUCGUGGCACUUUGUCAGAAGAGGAUGGUGACGUGUACGGUCCGAAAACAUAGCUGGAUAUGCUCAACCACCCCAGUUAAAUUUGGCACAAUCUCUAGUAUAGUGUAAAAAAGUUGCAUUGUACCCCAUUACUGUAUAUAUAAAUAUUUAACUGUGUUUGGUUGUUUCUGGAUAGAGCUUCUAUAACUUCUUAACAAGAAGACAGUAAAAUACUUUGGGAUUUUCAUCAAUUUCUAUGAAUAUUUUAUACCAACUCUUUUGUAACAGUACAAAACAAUAACAGUAAUUGAAAAUAUAUUUCGAAAGUUGUUUUAAAAAUAAAGAGACCAGUGACGGAGUAUAAGAUGUUGUUGUCAUUACUGACUUCAAUCGAUAUACAAAGCUUUUAGGUUUAACAUUCGAGACUAAAAACCUAAUCUCUAAUCUACAUUAAUAUUUUGAUUCAUUUCUGUUUUGAGAGUUAUCGUCGAAAUUAUAUAACAAUGGAAAAUACGACAACUAAUUACAUAAGAACAGCACAUUGCGGAUUUAAACAUAUGAAUGCACCAAGAGUAACAUCAGCAAUAUUGACAGCUGGUAUUGUGGUUGAAAACAGUUUGCUUUUAAUAGCUAUAGUAACACACUGGAAGAAAUUUCACUCAAAUCUAUACAGAUUUGUUGCUUCACUUGUGUGUGCAGACUUGUUCUUUGGCUUGUCAAAUUUUGCCGUUGUGAUAAUGCAAACUACAAAUGCCGGAUUAGAUAUUGUUUCAAUGUUAAAAGCUGUUUCCUACGCAUCAUUUCUCGUGUGCAUAUUGAGCAUGACACUUCUAAAUAUUUCUGUCAAGUCAACGUAUAUAAGAUCAUGUGAGAUAAUGGCUCAAGCAUAUCCUGACCGAUCUUGGACAGAAAUUCUUACUCUCAUUUCAAAUUUUUUCAGAAAAACACAUCAGGUUAAACGAAUGAUUAUCAGUAUUUGGUUACUUCUCCCUAUUUUCACUUUGGUUGGUGUUAUGACAAGAUGCACAGAAGAAGAGCAUGAUUGCAUGGACGGUUGUUCGACUAUGGUGAUUGAUUCAAGUGGAGAAGAACAAAGAUUAUGCAAAAUCACUUCACAUUGCUCGAGUUUUAUGGCUCCAUUAUCGUUUCCUUUUCUCCUGCUCACGAACGCAACAUCUUGGUGUGCACUUGGCAUUUUGGUGGCUAGUACUAUAUAUGUUGUAUUUUUUAAAGUGAUUAUUACGCCAAAACCAUCGAUUGAUCGGGCAAAGCCACUUCCUGGCAUCGAAAUUACGACAACGGAUGGAUAUAAAGAGAGAAUCUCAGGAAAAAAUUCUCCUGCGUUUGAACAUACUUUAAAAUAUGAAGAAAGUGAAAAUAAUACAUGGGCUGAAUCGUCAUUUGUUUCCAGACAACAAUUUGGAUUCAACAACGAUUUCAUUUCAAAAUUCUCUCUUGCUGUUACCAUCCUUCAGUUUACAAUUUGGUCUAUUCUCACUACGGUCACACUUCGAUCAUUUUUUGCACAAAAGCAGCUUCUGCCAUAUCUCUACGUGCAGAUUUACACCAAUAUUUUUACACUUCCAAGUCUUGCUAAUCCUUGGAUAUGCUUCUUUACAAUGACCAAAUUAAAAGAUGCAGUCAUAGCAACUUUUUUUAAACACAGAUGCCGAUUCAGGAAGCGACGCGUCACCAGUACAAUGGCAAUCCAAAUCAAUUCAUCCAACACAUAAUGUGAAUGUAGUUGUAAUGAAAAAGCUUUGAGGAAAAAUAGGGCUAAUUCAUCAGGCUUGCAACUUAAAAUGAAGUAAAUGUCAUAUGUUUUGAUAUCGUCUUUUUGCAUUAUUUUAGUAUUUUGUAAUACUCAAAUUUAUUGAAAAUUAAAACAAAGUUUUGAAA